Molecule: messenger RNA, 1096 nt
Organism: Syzygium oleosum
Lineage: Eukaryota; Viridiplantae; Streptophyta; Magnoliopsida; Myrtales; Myrtaceae
Product: DNA-directed RNA polymerases II and IV subunit 5A
Exons: 4
Coding region: 154-774 (206 amino acids)
Biological process (GO): DNA-templated transcription
Cellular component (GO): RNA polymerase I complex; RNA polymerase III complex; RNA polymerase II, core complex
Molecular function (GO): DNA-directed RNA polymerase activity; DNA binding
Source: RefSeq, a predicted model, not a curated record
UCUUCUUCGUCUUUGCUUCCGCUCUCUUCCAUCCUCGAAGCUGCGAGCGGGCGCCGCGAGCUUCCGACAUCCCUCGCUCAGCCGGCGAUUAGGGUUUCUCCCGCCUUACGGUCGGCGGCUCACCGGCUUUCCCGGCCGGCGGUUUCGGAAAGGAUGGCCCUGUCGGAGGAGGAGAUCACCCGCCUCCACCGAAUCCGGAAGACGGUGAUGCAGAUGCUCCGGGACCGGGGCUACCUCGUCGCCGACUACGAGAUCAACAUGACGCGGUUCCAGUUCAUCGACAAGUUCGGCGAGAACAUGAAGAGGGAGGACCUCGUCAUCAACAAGGCCAAGCGCAGCGAUAGCUCCGACCAGAUUUACGUGUUCUUUCCGGAAGAGGCGAAGGUCGGGGUGAAGACUAUGAAGACGUACACGAACCGCAUGAAAUCGGAGAACGUGUUCCGAGCGAUACUGGCGGUUCAGCAGAAUUUGACUCCGUUUGCUCGGACUUGUAUUAGCGAGAUAUCAACGAAGUUCCACUUGGAAGUCUUCCAGGAGGCAGAGUUGUUAGUCAAUAUCAAAGAGCAUGUACUCGUUCCUGAGCAUCAAGUGCUUACUAAUGAGGAAAAGAAGACUUUGCUGCAGAGAUAUACAGUGAAAGAAACACAGCUACCGCGUAUCCAAGUCACUGAUCCAAUUGCGCGCUACUAUGGCCUGAAGCGAGGACAGGUUGUGAAGAUAAUAAGGCCGAGCGAGACGGCAGGGCGAUACGUCACUUACCGAUAUGUUGUCUGAGAUUCCUCCAACCCCGGUGUUAAACUAGAGUCAUAAAUUAAAUAUAGCAUGUGCAGAGACGGAAAUCUCGAGUUCUGUGGAGUUUUGCUCUAUUACCUGUUCUUCCUUCAAAAGCUAAAACAUUUGAAGAUGCCAUAAUCUGAAAUUGAAGCAGAUGGUCUUCUUUUCAAGCUUCCGCUUUUGUGAGAACUCAUAAGUAACGAUGUGUCUGUACAAUGGCUUGUGAUGUAACUGAGAUGCUGCUGGGCUCAUUACUGCAUAGACAACUUCCCUGUAUCUAUCUGACAGAUAAAUCAAUCUAGUUGUGGCUGUUUCUGGGUGA